Molecule: messenger RNA, 5502 nt
Organism: Fusarium oxysporum Fo47
Lineage: Eukaryota; Fungi; Ascomycota; Sordariomycetes; Hypocreales; Nectriaceae
Product: WD40-repeat-containing domain protein
Exons: 7
Coding region: 184-5340 (1718 amino acids)
Molecular function (GO): protein binding
Source: RefSeq, a predicted model, not a curated record
CAGUUAUCACACGUUUUCUCACCUGUUUUCAAUUUUUCUUUUUCUACAUGUCUUCGGACUCGUAUCCUGCAAGCAAAAUAACCCUGGUCGAUAUCUAGACAACGUACGAGUUAGCUUCGCUUAGAGUCAUGGAGCCGGCAUCGUACAAUAGAGUCUGAGCUUGGUACUAUCUUCAUAAUAGCCAUGAGGUCACAUAUCAAAGACUUAGCUCGAAAGGGCAAGGAGACGUUGCGGGCUACUGCGGGUAGGCCAGAGUCAAUGCAAGUAAGCGAGGACCAGGUAUCCUCUGAAUAUUCAUCGAAUACUACCACUGUUGCACCAUCCUCGUAUACUAAUCUCUCAAAAACACCCCAAGCAACAGAAAACCCAACAAAGGCAGAUCUUCCUGACAGAACGAAGGAUGUUUUUAAUCGAAGCACCGUUCCAGAUGUAUCAGAGCCUACUAAACCAUAUAACUCAGCUGCUAUAUGGGCGGAAGCAUACGAGAAGGCCAAAGAAGAUCCAGAUAAUUUCAAGCUUGUUACAAACAUGGAGCUUUACCUCACUACCAAGACGGACGCAGAUGAUGGCACAAAUAAUGAUCUGACCACUGGCUAUGACAUGGGUCGACUGAAGCUUGUCCAAGAGAUCGCCGAAGACAAGCUUGAGGAUAUUCCAGGUGCACGACUAUCUUUCCAGAUCCGCGACAGACCCAUCGUUGUUCGACAAGGCGUUGUCAAGGCAAUUCGAGUAGUCAAUGCAUUCAAGCCUAUUAUCAGUGGAGCCGUCGCAGCUGAGCCGCAUGCUGCUCUGGCUUGGGCUGGUAUAUCAACAGUUUUGCCAAUCCUGGAAAACGUCUUUCAACAGGACGAAGACGCGGCUAACGGGCUCAUCAACAUCAUUUUUCUUAUGAUUCGAUACCAACAACUCUAUGAGCCCGGUUUUGCUUCUGAGUUCACAGACUCUGGUCACCACUCCGAGUCAACUCGUCAACUACUCUCUCGCAUAAGGACCGAACUAAUUGAUAUUUAUGCCCAGGUUUAUCUGUAUCAGGCGCGUUUCGUACUUCAGUAUGCGACACGAGGAAGAGCCCACCGUGCUCUGAGGAAUGCUCUGGGUGCAGAUGGUUGGAAGGAGCUAUGGAAGAGCAUAGAGACUACAAGUCAACGUAUCGACCAAGCUGUGCACGAUCGAAUUGGCACUCGAACUCUCGAUAUGUGGCGAGAGGUCAAUGACAUCAGUGUAAAUGUCCAGAAGAUUGAGACGUUGCAACAAGAAAUCCUGGAAUCACUAAAGGAAAUUGAUCAGCGACAGCUUCUCCAAUCGCUGAACGUGACGGCAGACGCCACUUUUGAUUCCCGCAAGACUUGGAGCGUGGAAGUCCCUUGCCUGCCAGGAACUCAGCAACGCAUCCUCAAAGAGAUCCAAGAUUGGACAGAAAACUCUGACAGCAAGCCUAUCCUCUGGCUCGAAGGAAUGGCUGGUACGGGCAAAACGUCUAUUUCCUUGACAGUUGCCCAAGCGCUUCACGAGAGGCAGUCUUUUACCAAUGGGACUCCCAAACCUAACUCGGCUUUCCUUGGGGCGACCUUUUUCUUCAAACAAGGUGAUGUUACUAGGAAUAACACCUCCGAGUUCUUCACGACAAUCGCUCAGUGCUUGGCUAGUAGUCUGCCAGAUCUCAAGAUACACAUCGCUGAUGCUAUCGACAACAACUCGGGAAUUGAAACCAAAGGGCCUCGACAGCAGUUGAAGGAACUGAUCCUGGGACCUCUCUCACUCUUGGAUGAAAAGGCUUUCGUGCCCUUGCGUCCAAUAGUUGUCGUCGAUGCCCUUGAUGAAUGUGUUGACAAGGAUGCUGAGGCACUACUGGGCAUGCUGGGCAACAUUGGCGACCUUGGGCAAGUACAGCUACGGUUUCUGUUUACUAGCAGAGGUAAAGCGCACAUCUCUCGUGGUUUCAGAUCUCUUCCAGAUGACCUGUAUUGUCCGAUGACUCUUGAGAAGAUCGAGUCGACCAGCGAAGAGCAGCAACCAAACGACAUCUCACUAUACAUAUCCCAUACCAUGGGCGAAAUCGCCAAGAAGAAUGGUGUGCACGCGGACUGGAUCUCACAAGCUGAAAUUAGACGACUCACUGACAAGGCCAAUGGCCUAUUCAUUUACGCGGCCACAGCGUGUCGCUUCUUGGACUCCGAUUACUUCACCGAUCAGGGAUAUCGAGACGAGCAGCUUGAGUUGAUUUUCAACGAUGAGUGGGAGACGGAGGGUCCUCAGCAGACUCUGGACAGCAUCUACACUAAGGUUCUGGAAUUCGCGGACAUGAAGACCUCGCACAAGAGUCUGAGGGACAGGGUGUACUCUUCCAUCAGCAAGAUUCUCGGCUUCAUUGCUGUUCUCUUCAGACCGGUGUCUGUGGUUACACUGAGCGAGUUACUCCCCAUGAAGAGGGACCAGCUCAACGGGAUCUUGAAGCAACUCCAUUCCAUCGUCAGCGUGCCAGUCGAUGAGACUUCUCCCAUCGUUAUUGUUCACCUCUCAUUCCGUGAUUUUAUCCUCAGCGAGCAGAGAUCUCGAGGUCUGCCAUUCCGCGUUGAAGACGUUCCGAUGCAUCGGGAACUUCUCGACCGUUGCCUCCAAACUAUGUCAUCGAGUCUUCGUCAGGACAUCUGCGACCUUUCCUUACCGGGAGCACUAGCCUCUGAGGUAUCUUCGAGUCAGAUCGAAACAUGCAUUCCGCCAUAUAUGCGAUAUGGAUGUCAAUAUUGGGUUGAUCAUUUGGCCAAAAUCUGCGAAAAUCACACCUACACAAUCGAAUCAUUCAAUGUUGGACAAGUCGACCUGUUUCUCCAGGAGAAAUUUCUAUUUUGGCUAGAAGUCAUGUCACUCAUCAAGGAGGUAUCAUCAGUCAUUCCAAUCAUCAACAAGUUACAAAAUCUGAUCAAGCCUUUCGACCAAGUUGUUUUAUCUGACUUUGUGUACGAUGCUAAGCGUUUUAUUCAAAGCAAUAGAUGGAUUCUCGAGAAAAGGCCGCUGCAAAUCUACUGCUCUGCUCUCUUGUUCAGCCCAAAAAAAAGCGUGGUUCGCACCCAAUUUGAGCAUCUGAUCCCUGAAUGGAUUCUCAAGAAACCCGAUACUGUAGACGACUGGGAUCUGGAGGUCCUUACCCUCCGAGGCCACGAAGAACACAUCAUAUCAAUUGCAUUUUCUCCGGCGCAUGAUCUCAUUGCAUCAGCAUCGUUCGACAACACAACCAGGAUUUGGGACUAUGUCACUGGGUCUGAGCGACAUGUUUUCCAAGAGCCCGAACAGGUUCUCUCUGUCGCCUUUUCAAGCGACGGCAUGAAAGUUGCAGUUGGGGGUUAUGGUGGACUAUUACGCGUAAGGGAUCACGAAAGAGCUACUCAAAACGAUCUGGGGUGCUCCUCCAAAGUUCGAGAGAUAGCGUUUUCGCCUACAUCCAACAACAUCUUGGCAUCAUUAUCUGAUGGCGGCAAGCUUCAGAUAUGGAACGUUGACGAUAUGCAGCUACUUUUCACACAUGAUGCUGGAACAGAAGAUCCUGAAGCUUAUGUAGAAGGCCUUUCCUUCUCAUCUGAUGGUCAGUUCGUCGCAACAGGCUCAGAAAGCGGGCUUGUGACUUUGUGGAAGUUGGAUGAAGCAGAGCCAGCAGCGACAGUUCAUACCGGCGGCAAGACCCACGGAAUCGCAUUCUCCCAGGACUCUGGGAUCAUGGCAGUGGGACAUGAUCUCCCUACUAGACCCCCGGAUUGGGCUGAUUUUUGGGACCCACAAACUAUUGAUUUUUGGCAUGUUACUUCACCGAAGCCAAAACUGCUCAGGACGUUCCCAAUUCUGGGAACUACCUCUGGACUUUGCUUUUUGCCACCGGAUGGGCAGAUACUGAGCUACAAAGACAGUGGCGAGGGUAUAGUAUUGCAGAAAUGGGCUACUGGAGAUGGAAUGAUUAACUUUUGCCCUGCAUCGAACCUAGGUUCUUCAUACACGGCAUGGUCUCGCGACGGUACUUUGCUUGCAAUGGUUGACAAUAUUGAUUGGGUGAUUCGUCUAUAUGCCACUCCCACUGAUUCAAAGGAAUUAGAGGAAGCACUUCCAACAAGCAGCGUUGAGUUCUUGUCUGAUGACAGGGCAGUGACUUACUCUGUGAAAAGCCCGACAAAGAGAUGGAAAUUGGUAGACGGGUCUGUGGAAACGGUGUGCGGGCCUGUCGAAAGUAUUCAACAUUCCCCAGAUCGACAACUUAUCCUUCUACGAUUGAACAGUGGUCACGAAUUUCAGAUCUGGGAUAGCAACAUGGGCUGUUGCCUACAGACCUUCCAAGACAUGGUUGGUAUGGAUUUCGUUCCCGGCAGGAACUGUAUAGCGUCGCUAUCCGUUUCCGGUGAAAUUAGGUUGCUCGACACUGUGAGCUUCGAGGAAACCUUCAAGGUCCAACUAAACGACGUGACUCUCCCUCGACGCUCAAAAAUAAAAGAUGGCAGUGUAGCAACUGUACGUCUCUCGCCGGAUGGUCAGUUAGCUGUCCUGCAUUUCGACAAAGGCUCUCGUGCUGGAUGGGGAAGUCCAUGCCAGUUAUGGGACCUUACCAAGAAUGAAGAGCUGGCACUGGUUUUGGUAGACAUGGUUUAUGCCGUCACCUUUUCUUCCGAGGGUAAUCUCGUCACCGUCGACGCGUUAAAGCUUUGCCCGUGUACGUAUAUAUUCGACACGGCCACUGGGGAGACUCUGCAGCAUUUAGAAUGGAUGAACGGUCUGACGUUCCAUCCUUCGGCGAAUAUGUUUGCUCUCAUAGCAAGUGACACAAAUAUUGCAGUUUGGGAAACGGCACCCUUACACGAGCAAUUUCGACUUGAGACCGAUCAAAAUGUGGAGAAGCUGGCUAUCUCGCCUACUGGUAAACUUGCGGCGGUGCUACCAAAUGAGGGCGGUGCUACUUCCAUGGUUCACUUGUGGGACUUGUCGACUCGGCAAAUGUUGGGGAAGUGGGAGAUUAACGGCGGACUUUCUUCUCUUUGGUUUCCGACCAAAGGGAACUUCUUGGGGUCAAAUAGGGGACGUCUUCCUCUACCAGUUGCCCCUAUUGAGGUUGGAGAGGAGAUGAUAGAACAGGAUCUACAAAGUUGUUUCUAUAUCUUAAACGGAUGGGUUUUUCAGGGGAGGGAGCGGCUUAUAUGGCUCCCACAGUCAUAUCAGGUUCUUGAUGAGGAUCGAGUUGAUGUAAGUCAAGUUGAUGUGAGAGGCAAUACAAUUGCCUUUGCUCACAGCGGAGACUCGCUCAAGUUUAUCCAGAUUGAUCUUGACAACACGCCAGUUGCAAAGAGUUACAAGAGAAAGCUAUGAUAGAUUUUAGUUCCGGUACUCGUCUUAAGGUCGUUAAAAUGAAUACCAUGCCGAUUUCUAGUGACUAUGAUUAAUUGGCUAAGCGAUCAAAAUGACCAAGCAUCUUUAUUUAUGUCAUGUUGCCAUAUCGCUUAAAUCGAUCUAUGGAAGGCUUGAUUCUCU